Annulohypoxylon truncatum is the source of this 2097-nucleotide messenger RNA. RefSeq lists its product as uncharacterized. Gene Ontology annotation, cellular component: membrane; cytoplasm. Lineage: Eukaryota; Fungi; Ascomycota; Sordariomycetes; Xylariales; Hypoxylaceae. The record is from RefSeq and is a predicted model, not a curated record. The transcript is spliced from 4 exons. The coding region runs from base 644 to 1462 and encodes 272 amino acids.
UGAAAAUAUAUUGAUUUAAAUAUUUCAUUUCCUUAAAAAUUACCAUGUAUUUCUCCUAUUUGUAAAAUACCGAGUAACAAAAGGGCUGCGCAAUUCAUGAGGAGCAAGUGCCGAUCGGAACUAAUUCUACAGUCACUUGACUUGACUUGGAAAUUGAUAAUCACCUAAAGCAGGCAGUGCAAGUGUGCCGUGCGUGUCCCCUACUGUCCCUUCUCCAACAUUGAAAGAGUGGUAGACUGGCAGGUUCAGUUUGGGAAUUCUUUUCCUUUGGAAUUCUAAAUUCAAUCAAAUAAACAGCGAUCUGUCCAUUCGUCCACGUAUAAUUCGAUCAGGAUUAGACGUCUGUUUAACCUCAGCCGAGACUUGAACUGGUUUUCAAUCGUUUCGAAGCUAGACCCGUGGACCCCCUUAGAUCUUUUAGAGAUUGGUAUUCGGCGACAACGGGUAUCAAAACGGGGCGACUUUCUUAUCGGAAAUCAUCAAUCUGUCGUCAUCGAUCGUACAGGAAAGAGCCAGCACGAGCCUUCGUGAAGCCCUCGAACCCACACUUUUUUUUUCAAGCCCCCGAUCCGACGAGGGCCUUUCCCAUUUGGAUUUUGUUUGUAUAAUUCUUGGGAAUCUAGUCCCUUCCACUCCUUCCAAAAUGGCUUGGGAACUUACCCGGCGUCGCAUUGUUCGUGCGGUCAAUAGCAAAUUCAUAUUCGAUCGCAUCCCUCUUCUUCAUGCCGUCAUCUUCUUCAUCGAGAUGGUUAUCGUUGCGCGCUUGGUAUCGCGCUUCAACGCCUACUAUGAUGAGCGGCCAGUUCUUACCAUGAUGGUGACGAAUGCUGUCCUCGGAGGUAUUGCCGACACCGUAGCCCAGACCAUCACAUCAGUCCGAGAACGAGCGUUGCGAAAACCCGGCGGCGUCACCAAGGAUGACACCGUGGCAAUAGAGAUACAUGAGCUAGAUCGCAAAAACUCUUGGAGCGACCGAGACCUUAUCCCGGAAUCGAAAGACCUCCCUCCCCCCUUCGACUUCGAGCGACUAACGAGAUUUAUGGCGUAUGGUUUCGGGAUGGCCCCCCUACAGUACAAGUGGUUUAGUUUCCUCUCGCGAGCGUUCCCUAUCACGAAGACUAGCGCAUUCGGUCCCGCGAUGAAGAGAGUAGCUUUCGACCAACUUAUUUUUGCCCCGUUCGGUAUCGGGUGUUUCUUCACGGUCAUGACUGUCGCAGAAGGUGGUGGACGCAGGGCCGUUGCUCACAAGCUUAGGGAUAUGUACAUUCCGACUUUGAAAGCCAACUUUAUGGUGUGGCCUGCUGUUCAAAUCAUCAACUUCAGGUUGAUGCCCGUUCAGUUCCAGCUGCCGUUUGUUUCCACUAUCGGUAUUGCUUGGACAGCAUACCUAUCCCUUACAAAUGCCUCCGAAGAUGUUGAGCCGAAAACCGCACCAUACUCUCCUAACAUCCGUCUCCAGUAAACCACAUCAACCACCUAGUAUAGGACUGCUAGAGUUUUCCCCUGUUAUAUGGCGACUUUUAUCAAAAAUUGGACGGCAGGCGUUAGGGAUCAAAGAGCACAUCCUUGAUCGGGCAAUUAAGGUGGUCGAGGCGAUAUAGGAUGGCGCAUUGUUUUUAAUUUGAAUAUUCGGGAUCAGCAACUCAGCAUUGCCUUGUACCUAGAUGCGAGAAAUCAGAGGUAUUAUCCAUACGCGUAUUCUAACGCCCAACAUCAAUGGUGACACUUGGACUCCCCGAGCCUAUUGGAAGUCUUCCAUUGGGAUGCGUCACGAAGAGCUCUAGUGGAAGAACGUAUGUACGUAGGUGGGUGGUGCUUUAUUCGGGCUAUGGAUGCCAUUGGCCAAUUCAGUGGCCUCAAUACCUGUGUUGAAAACAAUAUUGAAAAAUUCAUCGCGGUAUUCGCCUUUAUAACUCAGCAGAAGCCGGGAUUGGGUGGAUCGGCUCAUGAUUAUCGCAUCACCUACAUGGGAUUUUCGUAGUUGACGGAGAAUUGCGGUUGGUGUAGUUGUCUCAGGGGACGGGAACCUCCUAUAGUACCCAUAGCAAGUCUGAAACGCGAAUGUAUCCAACCCGCUAAAUUGACUAGCGUAGUUAC